Molecule: messenger RNA, 873 nt
Organism: Filobasidium floriforme
Lineage: Eukaryota; Fungi; Basidiomycota; Tremellomycetes; Filobasidiales; Filobasidiaceae
Exons: 3
Coding region: 141-623 (160 amino acids)
Source: RefSeq, a predicted model, not a curated record
CUGACCCCCUCGGUAGCCUUUGACUGCAGUACUAAGUUACAGUACACCAAUCUUCAAUCUUCUUGCGACAACGAUUCGUCAACUCGUCCAUAUACCAGAAAGACACCUCGAGUAUCGUCAUUUCGUCAUCACAUACCAACAUGGCAGCCAAACUGUCAAAUUCGAAGCAAGCGCGACCAGAGCAAAUCUCACAAGAGGCACCGCCUCCUUCCUCCUCGACAUCACAACAGACACCUAUCUCUCAUCCUGGCCCGUCAGGAUCGGUACCUCAUUCUCACGUGCACCCACAACCGUUCAUCCAUUCCAGACCCUCCGGCAAUGUGGUCAUGUACAACUAUGAAGGAUGGACACCCCCACCUAAUGACGCCGUCGCAAGAGCACGAGCGAGAAGGAGAUUCUUUGUUGCUCUCGCUUGGGGGUUCUUGAUCUGGAUAGUCCUCGGAGGGCUGAUCGGCGGCGGAGCAGCCGACAUGUCACAAACCCGCAAACAUCGCGACCGAGGCCGAAUGCACACCUGGACUAAGGACACGGUACCGUCAGACCUGGCCGUCGACGCAGUUCAAACCCAGACUCGAGCGUCUGCCGAUGGGGAAGCCGGGCUGGGGUGGUUCGGGAUCCGUUAGACCUCGCCUAGUCGUCUUACCGCCUGUACCACACUUCGACGGCAGGACAACCUUAGGGAGAGCGGAUCGUCGGCUUGUCGCCCGCAGGAACCUUGUACAAGUAUAAUAACACGUUUCUUGCCGCUGUAUAUGUCAUCCUGAUACCCAGUUCGCCCCGAGACAGGAGCCGUAGUGAUCCAAAUGUGGCCUCGAUCCAAAUCUUCGUACGAGACGACAGGAGAAGAUUCAGCAGUCAAGAUCACGGCUUGUG